AUGGCUGCUUCAGCCGUCCAGUCGCUCAAGUGCGUAGUUACCGGUGACGGUGCUGUCGGCAAGACAUGUCUUCUCAUCUCAUACACAACGAACGCUUUCCCUGGCGAAUACAUCCCUACAGUCUUCGACAACUACUCGGCUAGUGUCAUGGUAGAUGGAAAGCCUAUCAGCUUGGGACUGUGGGAUACUGCCGGUCAGGAAGAUUACGAUCGUCUGCGGCCACUCUCGUACCCUCAGACUGAUGUCUUUCUCAUCUGUUUCUCCAUUGUCAGCCCGCCCUCGUUUGACAACGUCAAGGCCAAGUGGUACCCAGAAAUCGACCAUCACGCACCCAACGUGCCUAUUAUCCUGGUCGGUACCAAGCUGGAUUUGCGAGAGGAUCCCGCCACACUUGAGAGUCUUCGCUCCAAGAGGAUGGAGCCAGUAUCAUAUGACCAGGCUCUCGUCUGCGCCAAGGAGAUUCGCGCGGUCAAGUACCUCGAGUGUUCUGCUCUGACGCAAAGGAACCUGAAGAGUGUCUUCGAUGAGGCCAUCCGUGCUGUAUUGAACCCCAGACCUCAACAGACGAAACAAAAGAAGUCCAAGUGCACCAUCCUAUAG
Messenger RNA from Truncatella angustata, 600 nucleotides. Its product is annotated as P-loop containing nucleoside triphosphate hydrolase protein. The coding region runs from base 1 to 600 and encodes 199 amino acids. The record is from RefSeq and is a predicted model, not a curated record. The transcript is spliced from 6 exons. Gene Ontology annotation, molecular function: GTPase activity; GTP binding; protein kinase binding. Gene Ontology annotation, biological process: small GTPase-mediated signal transduction; cortical cytoskeleton organization; regulation of actin cytoskeleton organization. Lineage: Eukaryota; Fungi; Ascomycota; Sordariomycetes; Amphisphaeriales; Sporocadaceae. Gene Ontology annotation, cellular component: plasma membrane; cell projection; cytoplasmic vesicle.